Molecule: messenger RNA, 7277 nt
Organism: Pogonomyrmex barbatus (red harvester ant)
Lineage: Eukaryota; Metazoa; Arthropoda; Insecta; Hymenoptera; Formicidae
Gene: axo
Product: axotactin
Molecular function (GO): serine-type endopeptidase inhibitor activity
Source: RefSeq, a predicted model, not a curated record
ACGCGGGUGGAGGAGGAGGGACGGACCUCGAGUGUGUGUGCGCGCGCGCGGUGUGUGCACGUGUGUGCGUGCGUGCGAAUACUUGUGAACGGCCGUGUCGAUGCGGGGAUUUGGCCAGUGUGUCAGUGUGAAAGAAGACAAUUGACUCGCAGCCGCCGUCCGUCGGACGGUGCUCAGCUCGGCGGGGGCCUUCUGACGUCACAUCCUGCCCCGCGGCCUGGACGCGAGAGAGCCGCGAUCUCAUCUGGACCACGGUGAACGAAGCGGAUGAGGAACGAUGAUCCACCGCUACAAGAAGAUCCUCGGGAUCUUUGUUUUGCUCAACAUAGUUGCAAAGAUGCCGGCGAAUCAAACAGAUUCGCCAAAAACGGAUAUGGUCGAAGAAACGGAAGAAUUUACUACGACCAAAAGAAUUCUACCCGACAAAUGCCUUAUCAAGACAGAACCAGGACCUUGCAAGCACUACGUUCACAAGUGGACUUUCAACAAAGCCGAAGGAAAAUGCCGAACUUUUCCUUAUGGCGGUUGUUUAGGAAAUGAGAAUCGGUUUAACUCAGAAGCGGAGUGCCUGUAUUAUUGUGUCGGUGGUGCUGAUCAUACGCUGCCACCCUAUCUCGUAACGAAGGGCAGUGUAUUUGUCACAACAAGCACCACGACAAUGAGCACUUCACCUCCUACAACAACUAGCACACCACGGCCGACCUUUACACCUCCGAAACCGACGAAACCGCCGGUACCGAAGCAUCUACGAGGAAAGGAAUUAACUUUCAUGGAAUCUGGCCACGAAAAGACGUUUAUGUUCGCACAAAGCAAUACCUUCAUUCAACUCGACGGCCCUGGCAUCAAAACCUUCCAAUUAAGAUUGUGUCGUGAGAUAUCCUUCAAGUUCCGCACCAAACUUCCACAUGGCUUACUAGUUUAUCACAGCGUCAAAGAUCGUCCGGAGAGCCUCGAUCCCUAUGCCCUUUAUGUGAUAGUAGAAAAGGGUCAGUUGAAAGUUGUUCAUGUGUUCGGCAAACAGUCAACCAGUUUGACAGUAGGCCAAGGACUCAAUAGGGACGAAUGGCAUAGCGUUCUUGUAAGAAUCGACGUGCACGGAGCGAAGUUAAUCGCUAGAGUCGAUGAUAAGCAAGCCGAGACUACUCUAAAAGUUUUAGAACGUAUCGUUAAUUAUGGAGUAUCCGAAGAAUUAGCUUCAGUCGUUCUCAUCGGAGGACUGAGUUCCGAAGAACGAUUACAUGGAGUAAAAUAUAUAAUAGAAUCCUUCGUUGGCUGCAUCAGAGAUAUGGUUUUGAGUUCUGGAAAAUCUGCCAGCGACUUGCUACCCAUUCGACCACUAAUUGCGACCAAGCACGAGAAUGUGAAGGAAGGAUGUAUCGAUAAGUGCAGAACACGAGAAAACUUAUGCUUCGUCCCCGAUCAGUGCGUAAACCAUUAUAAUAGUCUGACAUGUGAUUGUUUCGGAACGAAUUACGAGGGUGAACGUUGCGAUGUAUACACCGCGACGAUACUGACGCUGAGAGGCUCCUCAUAUGUGUCUUUCCGCGUGUACGAUUGGAAGGAUCGUGUUCAUUCGUCUGUCAACAGGAUCAGCCUCGCUUUUAAGACAAAAUGGGAUGACUCCGCCCUGUUUUACGCUUCCGGUGAAAUCGACGGCACCCCGCAUUACAUUGCGGCUUCCAUUAUAAACGAAUCAGUUCACGUUGAACUUGAUUUCGGGCACCAUUCGAAAAUCUCCACUACAUUGGGCGAUUACGUCACAUCUGACCAUUGGAAUAAUUUGACCAUAUUCCAUAAUGGAUCUUCCGUUUUCGUCAGCUUGGACGACGAUGUAAAAGUACUAGAAGUGCCGGGAGAAAAUUGGAAUAUGAUUAUCGAUCCGGAAAUAUACAUCGGUGGUGGUCCAGAGCUCCACAAGAAGAAGGGUCUUCGGUCACACAAUAAUUUUGCAGGUUCCUUGAAAUAUGUGUUUUUCAACGACAAAUCGAUUAUAUACGAAUUGAAGCGUUCCAAUCCGAUGGUGCACUACAUCGGUGUGCUAGAGCCAGAAUACUACGAAGCCGACGUCGAAGUCAUUCCGAUCACAUAUCCUUUUGCAGGAAGUCACAUCUGGUGGCCGAUUGAACGAACCGAUUCGCUGAAAUUAAACUUUGACUUUAAAAGCUCAAAGCCAAUCGCGAUCAUCGCUUCGGGAGAUGUAAAAAGCAGUCGCGGUGUUGGUUAUUGGGAGUUACGUCAAGUGAAUGACGAAAUUCGUUUUCAAUUGGUACCAGUUAUAACGGAAAAUAUUACGGUAUCAACUUCAGUAAAAUUUCCUCCAUAUAACACUUCCUGGCACGCAGUCGAGCUGAAUUACACAAAGGGCGAACUCAAUAUUCUCCUCGAUUAUAGGAAUAAGCAGAGCAAGCUCUUUGCUAUGACAUUCGAACUGGGUGAUAAAGUUAUUAUAGGAAGCGGCAAAAGUAAUGCCGGUUUAGUAGGAUGUAUGCGUGAGAUAAAAGUAAAUGGCCAAAGAAUCGAACCUAGAUAUGUGAUUAAUACUGAGAGAGUAGUCGGAGAAGUUGCUUUAGACAAUUGUCAGUUUGUGGAUCCGUGCAAGAGACCAAAUACAUGCGAACAUGGUGGUAAAUGUUCGGUUAAGGAAGACAGGAUCACAUGCGAUUGCACAGACACCGGAUAUAUCGGGAAAAACUGUCACUUUGCACAAUACAGAAAGACCUGUGAAGAAUUGGCUCUCUUGGGAUACACGCAAGACGAUGUUUACAAAAUUGACAUCGAUGGGAAUGGUCGAUUUCCGCCUGCGUUAGUAAAAUGCGAAUUUCAAUCGAUUGAAGAUUCGACUAAGACAAUUGUCGAACACAAUUUACCCUCUCAAGUGGACGUCAGAUCCAGCACUGAGAAUGAUUUCUCCUUCAGCAUCAAGUAUAGACAGUUCACCGCCGAGAUGCUUCAAGAGCUGAUCUCGCAUUCACUUUAUUGCAGCCAAUAUGUAAAAUAUGAUUGCUACAAGGCACCCUUGGAAUUGCAUAGUGCUACUUGGUUCUUAGGCUCUAAAGGCACCACCGUCGAUUAUAUUGGAAACGUCAAUCGCGGAUCUUGCCCUUGUGGAAUGAACAGAACAUGCGUGAACUCCAAUUUGAGCUGUAACUGCGACGUGUCCGCCGGAAAUGCCGGAAAAUGGCUAUCAGAUGAGGGGUAUUACGAAACACCUGAUUCCUUGGGCAUCAUCGGAAUGGUGUUCUUGCAACAGAGAGAUCUCGAGGAAGAUGCUCGGGGACGCAUCACCUUAGGACCAUUAGAAUGCGUUGAAACAAAUACGCAAAAAUACGUCGUAACAUUCACGACGUCACAAUCGUAUAUCGAAGUGCCUGGUUGGAGGAAAGGUGAUAUAGCCUUCAGUUUCCGAACGACAGGCGAGAAAGCUAUUCUUCUCUAUCAACCGCCAAUCCGCAGUAACUAUCCUUCGUUCAUGGUCGCGUUAACAUCGGAAUAUCGAUUGACCUUCAAUUUCACUUUGAAUACUGGUACCAAUCGCGAAUUACAAGUAGAAAGUCGACGAAAAUUAAACAAUGGCGAGUGGCAGAAAAUUUGGAUUGACUAUAAUGAUUAUCAUGUGAGAUUCAUGAUCAACACCGAUUUUCGAAUGGUGGAUUUGUUUCCCGAAGAAGAGUUCGGUCCUUUCGAGGGAUCCAUGUUCAUCGGCGGUGCUACUGCAGAGCACUUAAAGACUUCUUCCGUUCGACAAGGUCUUAUCGGUUGCUUUCGAGGUCUCGUUGUUAACGGAGAGAUAUUAGAUAUCCACAGUUAUAUGUCGGUGCACUUGUCGGAAAUCAUUAAAGAUUGUAAGCCUUCGUGUCAACCGAACAAGUGUCAGAACGGCGCCAGAUGCGUCGAGUUGUGGAGCAAUUUCGAAUGCGUAUGCGAAAAUCGAUGGGCGCACUUAGGCACUUAUUGCGAGACAAAUAUCAAUAAUAAAGCACUGACGUUUACUUCACCCGGAGCGGUUCUUGAAGAAAAACUAUUUCGGAUGGACGACAACGAAGAGAGAUCGCAGCUGAAAAGUAUGCUGCUGCAAAAAUUUUUAAUUAAUUUAAGAACUUACGAUACUCACUCUUUGAUACUUUAUGCGAAUGAUCACUUGAAUAAUUUCGUACACCUCUACAUCUCAAACGGUACCAAUAUUGUGUAUCUUUUCAACGCUGGCAAUGAGAUAAAAAAUAUUACCGUGGAAAAUCCAAAUGUUAACACUGGAAUUUCUGUACAAAUCGCUAUAAUUCGAGGCGAGAAUUGGACUACGUUGUACGUGAAUGAAUAUAAUGUCACAUUGAACGCGACACCAGUACUUCUAGAUACAUAUUCAAAUAAGCCUUGGACGAAUCCGGAGAAAGAAGUUCUAGCACCGCAACGGCCGCCUGCACCUCCCGCCGAUUAUUUUCAGGUAAAUUUAGGGGGAUUUGAUCCUGACAAUCUUCUCAGAAUUGGAAAAGAAGGCGCUUUAAUUCAAGGUUACGUUGGCUGCCUGCGAGGACUCAUGAUCGGCAAAUACCUUGUCGAUCUACCGAGUUUAGCCAGCGAAGCAAAUCAUGAAGGAAGUAAAGGUGUUUUGCCGAAUUGUCAAAUGAAAUGCGAUGCAAUGCCUUGCAAGAACUUAGGAAUUUGCACAGAAGAUUUCGGUAGGCAGGAAUCUUCUUGCAAUUGCGAAUUGACAUCCUAUUUUGGCGAGCAUUGUGCUGAUGAAAAAGGUGCCGACUUUAGCGGAGAAAGCGUACUCCAGCGUGAAUUCGAACUCGAGGGCGAAGUGAAUCAGGUGAAAGUACAAUUGGCAUUCUCAACGAACGAAUUACGACAGCGAACCACCGCGUUGCUGCUGGUACAGACUGACAACAAAAGGAGCUACUACUUAUUGGUGGCCUUAACGUCCGAGGGACAGCUCAUCUUCGAAGAAGACAGGGAUGGUUCGGCGGCUGGAGUGCGCCUGAGCGAUCGGAAUUUCCUAAAUGGUGCACGUCAUAGCGUCUACUACGUUCGCGAUAACAACACAGCUACUCUCUUAAUUGACCGCGAACCUGUUCAACUACUGCCCAUUCCGGGGAUACCGAUUCCAGACGAGGACGAAGCUCCAGGUGCCACAGAAAUACAACUUGGUGGAUUGAAUACCACUGAUUCGCGAUUUAUCGCUUAUAAAGGCUACACUGGAUGCCUUAGUAAUGUCGUCAUAUCGAUUAACGGAGGUGCCGAUAUGAAGCCAUUGGAGGAAUAUAUGCUCUUUACAAAACAGGGCAGCGAGACCGUGCGGGCAACGAUACCCGCCGGCGUUAGAAGCGCUCAAUGUGCGGUCUUCCAUGUUCAACCGGGUGGUCUUGAACCACCCAAGAACGACAGCGUGGGUCGCGAUAAAGCGUGGGUAGAAGACCCACCAGAAAGAAUCCUGUACAAAUCACAAUAUUCAGGCGCCACGCAAGAGGAACAGGGUGCGGGAACGUACAUUUUUAUAGCCCUAUGCUGUGUCUUCGUGGCCGCGGUAGUCGGGUGUAUUUACGAGGUAUGGCGAAGUGCACGCAAGGAUCGUCAACGACGUCGCGCCGCGGCCUCGGGAACGGUUACGAGUACCGCUUCCGGUUCGCAACGAUGGCAACCGCAACAGUAUACGGAAUCUCUAGUAUCCGCGACCGGUGUGAAAGCGAUUGGCUUUAAAAACAUGAUGGACGACGACAAAAGGCCGAAUGGUACUCACGUUAAAGUGUCUAAUGCCAAAGAAUACAAAUCACUGCCGAAUACGGAACCCAAGGACGUAAUAAACGAUAAAAAAGUUCACAUAGGUUUCGCAAAAGCAGAUGAAGAACCAGAGAAAAAGGAGCUCCUAGGGGUAAAUACAGGCCUCGUCAUUAAACCUGUGAAACCGAACCCAUUCUCAAUGGAAGAUUUAAGAGAAGAACCUGAAUUAGAAGAACGCGAGGAGGAAGAGGAGGAGGAAGAAGAUGAUGAAGAGGAAGAGAAUACUCAUGAGCCAGAGACAGACGAGAAAAAAGAUCAACCUCAAAAGGAGAAACAAGAAGAUGAAACGAGAGACGACCAAGAUGAUGAACUUCUCGUUAUACCGGUAAGAAAUAAGGCAAGGAGAACUUCCUUGACCGAUGAAUUGGACCCAGACGAAACGCAAGCACUCCUCGAGACGAACUUUUCCGUGACGGGUUUGAAUGAGAUCAAAACCGAGCGUAUAAUACUCAAGGCGAAUAGUAUGAAUAAUACGAAUAAUACGAAUAAUGCGAAGAGUACCGUGGCGAAGAGACCGAUGAGUCUCGAUCUUAACGCGCCGAUCAAGUUCAGAAAACUUCGUGGAGCAGCUCGGCCCGAAAAGGUCACGGCGAGGUUGAUUAAUGGUGAUGAAGUGAGUCUCCAGUCUCGAGGUAGAGGCUACGUCGACGUCGCGUCCGCAUAUCGCACUCAAAACAAUUAAUUAAAUUGACUGACGACAAUAAUUAAUACGUUUAAAAGUAGUCGUGCGUUUCGACUAAUGUAAAUACCGCGAUAAAGCGUUCUCAAAUGACAAUCAUAUACACAUGUAAAUUUUAAGACGAUAUAUACAGUUUAUAAUCACAAUAUGAGCGUAAACGAGGUUAUUGAGUGUGAGAUCGAAAUAUAAUGUAGCUUAUUAGCUACUGUUAGGGGCACUUCAAAAUUUUAAAUAUUCAUUUAACCAAUUAAACUAUUCAUAACUAGCACGCAUAAUUGUACGCUCAAAAUUACAUUUUGCGCGUGAAAUUCAUAAAAAUUCAUUAUCAGAAAAUAAAAUAAUAAACGCGUUCUUUUAAUGAUAAAAGAUAAUAAUUAGUUAAUAUAUGAUAAGUUCGUAAAAUCGCGUUUUGUUUAUUAUCAUUGCAAUGUAAACAUUAAUUUCCUAUCACAAACUAUAAUUUAUGUAUUUUAUUUUAUAAAUUAUUUACGCAUAAAUCAUAUAUAUAUACGAUUCAAAGUUUGAUUUAUAGCCGUAUUCGGAGAGAGAAAGACGUAUCGAAUAAUGUAGAAAAAGUUAGCGUAUAGUCAAGCACCUAUUUGUAUUUCUUAUGUAGCAUGUCGUCAGUAUUUUUCCAGUAUUGAUUAGCUAUAGGGGAAGCCAUACGUACUUAGCUCGAAUAAAAGACUAUUUUAAGACUGUAGUGCCUAUAAAGUAACUUAAUGAUAAUGAGACAAAAAUAAAUUUACAACGAAUAUUUCGAGAUAAGAUAAAACCUAUAAUAUCUCUGAUAUGAAAAAGAAUCACAUAAUCUUAUUAAAAA